This is a messenger RNA of Sporothrix schenckii 1099-18, 2982 nucleotides long. RefSeq lists its product as uncharacterized. The record is from RefSeq and is a predicted model, not a curated record. Gene Ontology annotation, biological process: GPI anchor biosynthetic process; fungal-type cell wall organization. The coding region runs from base 1 to 2982 and encodes 993 amino acids. Lineage: Eukaryota; Fungi; Ascomycota; Sordariomycetes; Ophiostomatales; Ophiostomataceae. The transcript has 3 exons. Gene Ontology annotation, cellular component: endoplasmic reticulum.
AUGGCGUCCAAGUACAAGGACAAAGACGCCGGCGUGCUUCUCUCGUUCAAUGGCCAAUGGGUGAGCUGGCUGCACACCGGCGCUGCAUAUGCCGCCUUCCUUAGUGCUCUCUUCGUCGGUGUUUCCCUCCACUACACAAAGAUCGUCCAGAACGAAUGGUUCGGCUACCCCGAAGAAUGGUUCCCGUCCGUCUCCGCCACCAUCGGCGAUCGCUUCCCCGAGCGCUCCUUCUUCAUGCUCUUCAUCGCCCUCACCUCCGGCCCGCGCUUCGCCCUCGUCGGCCUCUGGUACCUGCUGACCGCCAAGCCCGGCCGCACCCUGCCCAAGACCGUUGCAUACUUUGGCGUCUUCCGCACCUUCACCUGCGGCGGCUGGACCUACGUCACCUCAACCGACAACCACGACUGGCACGACAUCUUUAUGAUUUCGUAUCUCGUGGCCACCAUCCCCUGGAUGUUUGGCUGCCUGGCCCUGAGCCCCAAUAACGCCACUGCCAUCAAAUACCGCAAAUAUGUCGCCGGCGCUUUCUUUGGCACCAUUGUUCCGCUCGUCUACUUUUUCAUCCAGCACAAGGUGCACCGCGUUCCGGGUGGUAAGCCUCCUACCCUCCAAGGUACUAAUAUUCGCUUUAUCAACGCUCGCGCUGACGCUCCUUCUUUGCUGCUAGCUUACACGAUCUACGCCUUCUUCGAGUGGUCCCUCGUCCUCUUCGAUGUUGCUUUCGAUGCCGUUACCGCUCUCGAUUUCGACACCUUUGAGCUCGUCGUCAAAGAUACCAAGGGGAUCAGCAAGGGUGCCCUCCGAUCUCCCCCGCUUGACCGUGAAAAGGAAAAGGCCACCGCCGGCGUCUUCUCCACAUCCUUCACCCUUAGUGAGGCUCUAGAUGCUGCCGCCGAUGUCUACCACGGCUUCGCCUUCUGGUCCGUCCUGACCAGCCUGGGUCUGACCGUCUGGUACUUCCCGCUGUGGCACAUGGGCAUCUCAGGCUACGAGGCCUUUGUCAUGUCCACCAUCUCGCCUUUCCUGCUUGCCAUCCGUCCCUUCCGCACCCUCGUCGUCCGCAACCUGCGCUUCGUUCACCUGCUGUCGCUUGCUGGCCUCACUGCCUAUAUGGUCCACGACCCCGUCUACCGCCUCUUCACCAUCGGCUUCGGUGUUUCCCUGCAGUGCCUUGGCUGGGCCGCCACCUUCUACGCCGACGCCAGUCAUGACUCCCGCGUCGAGUCCCGCGUUCUUGCCUUCGUCAUCGGCCUUCUCAUGUCCAGCAUCGCCAAGUUCGCUUGGCACACCAACAACCCCAUCUGGCCUAUCAUGCACGCCGAGAACGGCGGCUGGAACGGCACUGGUCUCGUCCUGGCCAUCCUCGCUGCUCUGCGCUUUACCCGCAGACGUCCGGCUGCUGCUGGCGGCGACGUUACGGACCGGACAACUGGUCCGUCCUCGGCCCUAUUCGCCCUGAGUUUCGGCGGUCUCUUAUUCGCUUUGCACUCUCUAUUGUCCGACACCAGCACCAUGAUUCUGUGGGUCUGGGAGGGCUACCCGGUCCGCGGCCCCCUCUCCAACAUCCACGCCUACUACACCAUCUUUGCCAUGACUGGCGGCAUUGUUUUUGGUGUGGUUGUGCCAGGUCUUGCGUCGUCCUGGUCCGCCUUCGGCGUCGCAUCGGUCGGCGCCGCUGUGCUCACCCUCUACAGCAACUGGUUCGGCUACUAUGGAGCCCUUGUCUUGGCCACGUAUCUCAUGGCCCUGUCCGUACCGUUGAUCUCGGCCUCGUCUAAAAAGAGCCCGGCCCUGACCUUUGGCCUGGGCUUCCUUGUCUACAACUUCAUGGUUCUCUUCCAUGUGUGGGUUGUCGCCUAUGCCUUCGUACCUGGUGGUCCCCUUGUCCGUGAACAUACCGACUGGAUCAUGACUGUCACCAUGCUGCUAAUCGGCUGCGGUAUCUUCAACCUCAACACUGCCCGCUCUACCCAACGCCCCGCCAAGUACGCCAAGCGCGUCGCCAGCAACGCCCUACCUGCCCGCCACCGCAAGCACUAUUUUGGUGUCACUGGCGUUCUCAAUAUCCUGUUCCUGUGUGCCGCAUUCAUGCGCUUCCCUAGCAAUGACUACAAGGGCUACCAUGCCGACGACCGUGUCAUCACGGCCGGUAUCUGGACCAUCCACUUUAGCUUGGACAACGACAUGUGGAGCUCCGAGCGCCGCAUGCGUGAUCUCAUCAAGGAGGCCGAGCUAGAUGUUGUGGGUUUGUUGGAGAGCGACCUACAGCGCAUCAUCAUGGGCAACCGCGACACCACGCAGUACCUCGCUGAGGACUUGGGCAUGUAUGUUGACUACGGUCCGGGUCCCAACAAGCACACUUGGGGCGCUGCUCUACUGUCCAAGUUCCCCAUUGUCAACUCGACCCACCACCUACUACCUAGCCCCGUCGGCGAGCUGGCCCCCGCCAUCCACGCCACCCUCGAUGUCCACGGCACCCUGGUCGACGUCUUUGUCUUCCACUCGGGCCAGGAGGAAGACCCCGAGGACCGUCGCCUGCAGUCCGAGUACCUGGCCAAGCUCAUGGGAAGCACCGACCGUCCCAGCUUCCUGCUGAGCUACCUGGUGACCAAGCCGCUCGAGGGCAACUAUAAUACCUACGUUUCGGACAAGUCGGGUAUGCACGACGUCGAUCCCACCGAUUGGGACCGCUGGUGCGAGUAUAUUCUAUUCAAGGGCCUGCAACGCGUCGGCUACGCCCGCAUCAGCCGCAGCACUAUUACCGACACCGAGCUGCAGGUCGCCAAGUUUGUCGUCCCUGACAAGGCCGCUGACGCCCAGCGCGCGCAGUAUCUAUUUGAUGUCGAGGAGGAAGUGCGCAAUCGCCGUGUCGACGAGUCCGAGGUACCUGUCGGCUGGCGCUUCCCCGCGCUAUUCCGCGGUGAAGGUGUGCGUGGCCACCGCUACCACGUCUUUGACGAGCCGCGCUACUACGGCUAUUAA